This is a messenger RNA of Musca domestica (house fly), 2354 nucleotides long. RefSeq lists its product as uncharacterized. Bases 1 to 2241 code for a protein of 746 amino acids. Gene Ontology annotation, molecular function: protein binding. The record is from RefSeq and is a predicted model, not a curated record. The transcript has 9 exons. NCBI's taxonomy places the organism in Eukaryota, Metazoa, Arthropoda, Insecta, Diptera, Muscidae.
AUGAAUGUUGGUGGCACUGACACUAGCUUCCAUGAUUUAGCCGCCAGCUCAAUUCCUUCCCAAAGUCCGCGGAAGCCAGUUGUGCCAACAUUGCAAUUAGAUUUGGGCUCAAAUCUUAAUCCCGAAGACAUCGAAGAAGGUGAUGAUGUCUACUUUGAGUGCAAAGUCCAUGCAAAUCCGGCAGCUUAUAAAGUUGUGUGGAAACAUAAUAAUCAAAUCAUCCAACACAAUCAACGGGCCGGUGUCAUAGUCAGCAGCGGUGAUUUGGCUCUGCAGGGCGUAACACGGCACCAGGCGGGCAAUUACACCUGCACUGCCUCCAAUGUGGAGGGCGAUGGCGACAGCAAUGUUGUGGAGCUUAAAGUCAUGUACAAACCAAUUUGCCGGGCCGAUCAAAAGAAAAUCUAUGGUGUGGCCCGCAAUGAAGCCGCUGAGAUCCUGUGUGAGGUUGAUGCAUUUCCACCGCCAGAAAAUUUCAAGUGGUCAUUUAAUAAUACAGCCGAAACCUUUGAUAUGCCACAGAGUGGUUUUCGAGCACACUCGGCACAAGGGUCCACUUUGACAUAUACUCCAGUUAAGGAAAUGGACUUUGGCACCAUUAUGUGCUGGGCCGAUAACAAUGUGGGCCAACAAAAGGAACCCUGUGUCUUUCAUUUAAUAGCAGCUGGCAAACCUGAAAUGCCAUCCAAUUGUACGGUUGUCAAUCAAACCUCCGAUUCCCUGGAAGUCUAUUGCAUUGAAGGCUUUGAUGGUGGUCUACGCCAAUGGUUCCUACUCGAAAUCUUUGAUCAACAGACGGCCACCUUGCAGGCUAACAUAUCCUCCAAAUAUCCGGUAAUAAGUGUCAAUGGCUUGGAUUCGGGGCGAUUUUUCAAAAUGUUUAUGUAUGCGGUGAAUGUCAGAGGACGCAGUGAACCCGUGCUCCUGGAGGGCUAUACCCUCAAGGCUGCAGAGAAACAAACAGUGGCUUUGACAUCGUACAAAGGUUCCCAGACAAAUAUUGAAUUGACACCGAUACUCUCCGUUGGCAUAUUCGUGGGCAUAUUAGUGGCAAUUGUUUGCAUUGGCAUCGGCACCAUUGCCGCACUGAAGUUGCGCUCGCACAAGCAACAGCAAAAAUAUCAACAUCAAAAUCAGAGAUUCUCACGUCCCGACAAUUUGCAAAUUAAAGAUAAAAGCUCUCUGCCAUUAAGUCAUACCGAAGAUUCCAGGUACGAUGAGAAGAAGAACGACGAAAAGAAUCCGGAUGUGGUGCCAUAUAAAGAAGUCGAUGGUGAAUAUAAACAGAAAUCAGCAACACAAACACCAUCCGGUCAUUUAUCGACAACCAGUGAAGCGGAAAUCAGCUGUAAGGCCACAAAUGAUGAACGUGUCCUCUAUCAGAGCAAUAAUGAUGAGGAACUACACUAUGCCGAACUCUCGUUGCCAUCGGGUGGCGCCUCCAGUUCGGCACCGAAAAAAUCAAUUUCGGUCGAUUGCAGCAGCAGUAUGCUGCUACAGGGUGCCGGUAUUAAUCCCAAUCUCGGUGGCAUCACCGGUGGCACCCUGCCCCAUGGCAGCAGUGUACGCAAACUAUUGCCCACAAUACCGGCCACCAGCACCCUGCAGCGCAACAAAACAAUGGCACCGCCGCCCUCGUAUGACUACUUCGAGGAGCCAACGAUAUACGCCCAGAUAGAUCACUACAAGAAUGCCAAUGCCAGUGCUAGUAACUCCAGUUCGGUGUCACCCUUCCCGCCCUGUAUAUCGUCGCCGAAUUCGCAGGGCACUCCUUCCACCGUGUCGCCGGGCACUGUACAAAUGUAUACGCUACCACCCCAUCCCGGGGGUUAUCAUACUCUGCCUCAUAAUCAUCAUCAACAGAAUGUGCCUCCACACAGUUCCACGACCGCAUCCAUGAUGCAGAUGAUGGGUAAUGCUCAAAAUUCGUCGGCGGCGGCAGCGGGCGCCAGCAGUAGUACAGGUGGGCCAUAUCAUCAUGGCACCCUGCCCAUGCCACCCUCAUAUCAACAACACCAGCAACAACAACAGCAGCAACAACAAAUGCAUUUACAACAGCUGCCCUCACCACCACUGGGUCAGGUAUUGGUGUCGAGUAACAGCAGCGGUUUGGCAACAGCGGCCGUCACAAGUCCCAGCAGUUCGAUAUCGGGUCUCUCGGCUGUGGGAAAAUCCUAUUCCCGGGAAAUUGUAACGGUGCGGACACCGUUGAUGUACUCGCAGCAGGAGAGUUGUGUUUAAGUGUAAAAAGGAGAAGAAUAACCGCAACUUAGUCAUUAGGGGAAUGGGGGCAGGCGCCAGAGCAAAGCGAAACCAAACAGAAGAGUGAGAAUAGAGAUGAAGAAAAAGAAAAA